Messenger RNA from Macrosteles quadrilineatus (aster leafhopper), 1329 nucleotides. Its product is annotated as forkhead box protein D2-like. The coding region runs from base 140 to 1312 and encodes 390 amino acids. The record is from RefSeq and is a predicted model, not a curated record. Lineage: Eukaryota; Metazoa; Arthropoda; Insecta; Hemiptera; Cicadellidae. The transcript is spliced from 9 exons. Gene Ontology annotation, molecular function: RNA polymerase II cis-regulatory region sequence-specific DNA binding; DNA-binding transcription factor activity, RNA polymerase II-specific. Gene Ontology annotation, biological process: regulation of transcription by RNA polymerase II; cell differentiation; anatomical structure morphogenesis.
UGCUUAGAUAUUGUGUCAUUUUCUUGCACGAAGUUAAGGAUCAUGCCUAGGACUUGAAAUAUUAAUUCCUAAAUUAUAACUAUUUUAACUAAUAAGAUAUUGUGAAGUGAGAGAAGAUACUUCGACCACACAGAGAGUGAUGGUCUCUCAUCUAAUGCAGGGUUCGACUUUGAACGAAACUGAAGCAGAAGCAGCAAUACAAGCGAAAGACAACUCAGUCCUCCGGGGCAAGACCUUCUCUCCCAGACUACCUCCUGUAUACGACCAGCAGAGAGCCAAAUUCACAUUGGAUGCUGAGGCUUUGCGAAGAACAGGAUUGGACUUCGGCCCUGCACCUCAGGCAGCAGUGACGUCAUCACAACCCCUAGCUUACAACAUACCUCACAGCAUCAACCAGUCGCUUAUACCGAAAGACAAUGUCAUUUCAACGUCCAGCCCGGUGUCAGCUUCCACAGUCGCCGUUUCCUCCUCGGCUCCUCAAGGAGGUUCUCCCGCAGAGUCUCCAGCACCUUCCUCCACCUCGACCUCCAAGCCGUCCAUACCUCGGCCACCCUACUCCUACGUGGCCCUCAUCACCAUGGCGAUCGAGAACAGCAUCAUGAAGCGCGUCACUCUCAGCGAGAUCUACUCCUACAUCACCAGCAGGUUCCCUUACUACGCCGAACUGAAGAAAGCCGGCUGGCAGAACUCCAUAAGGCACAACCUCAGCCUCAACGAGUGCUUCCUGAAGAUCCCGCGGGAGGGCGGAGCUGACAGGAAGGGAAACUAUUGGGCUUUGGACCCUAACUACAAGGAUAUGUUCGAGAACGGUAACUACAGACGCAGGAAGCGGAUGAAGAGGCCUUAUAGAAACGCAGGACCUUACGGCAAGGGGUUGUACGACAACACCUACCAUCCCUACAGAUACCACCCCUACGCGCACACGAACGCAUGGAUGCAGCCCCAGCUAGCCUACCCCUCAUGUCAGGGAGGUGUUGUACCAACCCCUACUUCGUUAUCUUCGUACCCAUUGCAGACACAGUUACAGAAUCAGCUACAGCCCGUGCAGUCUAUGCAAAUAUCCACCAUGAACUCAUACAAUCAGCUGCAAUCUGGAUUUUCUGGUACCAAUGGGGGAAGUUUCGCGCCAAAUUUCUCCGCCUGCAGCGUUCCUAGACCUGAAGACAUGGUGGAUUCAACCAUGAGAUAUCCCUACUGGCCCACUGAUGUCAAGGAGGAGCCAGUGUGUAGUGUGAGUCUUCCCAGCUCAGGGUCUCUCUCCUACCCCUCCAUGGAGUUCUCUCUAGCCUCUAGACACAAGAUGUACAUGUGAUCUGCACCUCUCUCUAG